CCCGAUCAUUACAAUUACAAUAUUGUUCUCUUUUCUCUUCUGCAUUCCAUCUCGAAUCCAUUGACAUCCAUAAACACCUAUUCCUCGUGAGAUAACUGGGGUGCUCGAUGUCAAGCCUUAUUCUUCGCAUUGCCACGGCGUCAACGUAUCGAGCGGCCUGGUCUGCCUUCGCUUUCCCCGCUCACACCUCGACGGGGGACCACUCCCAGGUGCACGAGAACGCUGACCUCGCGCCUCCGUCCCGGAAUCUCGACGCCCAUAUCUUCACUUUUACCCUCCCACCCCUCUCUCUCCGCCACCACGCGGCCGCCCUUCUCAUUCUUUUCUAUAAUACUGCAGGUUUAGCGACGCUUAGCGAAACCAUUGCACAAACUGCCAAAACUGAUCAUCUAGGACGCACAAACCGUUCCGCCCGCAACACGCGAUCUGCGAUCUACGAUUUGUCUUCCCGCACGUCGGUUGAGCGCCUCGCGCCUGCAAUGGGAGAUCGCGAUUAGCGCUGCGCAUUCUUCCACCGAGACGGCGCACGCCAUAACCGACCGCAACCUUCCGUACAUCAAUUGCCUGAUCGCUUUCCGUGACAGCUCGGCUGUCCCGUGAUCGAAUUCCCUCUCGCUCGUCAAUCGAGCAGAUCACGAGCCGAACCGUUCUCAACCUUCUUCUUUCAA
Chaetomium fimeti is the source of this 668-nucleotide messenger RNA. RefSeq lists its product as uncharacterized. The record is from RefSeq and is a predicted model, not a curated record. NCBI's taxonomy places the organism in Eukaryota, Fungi, Ascomycota, Sordariomycetes, Sordariales, Chaetomiaceae. The transcript is spliced from 2 exons. The coding region runs from base 108 to 497 and encodes 129 amino acids.